Phycodurus eques (leafy seadragon) is the source of this 1610-nucleotide messenger RNA. RefSeq names its product retinal outer segment membrane protein 1a (gene rom1a). Gene Ontology annotation, cellular component: membrane. Lineage: Eukaryota; Metazoa; Chordata; Actinopteri; Syngnathiformes; Syngnathidae. The transcript has 5 exons. The record is from RefSeq and is a predicted model, not a curated record. Gene Ontology annotation, biological process: visual perception. Bases 217 to 1260 code for a protein of 347 amino acids.
AAAUCGCUCCCAGCAUUCAGGUUUGGCAAAUCCAGUAUGCCAAAUCCACUGUGUGGCACCCUGGGAUGGUACGCAGUGGUCGGUGGUUAUUUGUGGACCUUUUUUCGGCACUUUUUGGGGAGACAAAUUCAGACAAGAACAGCCUCGUCCCUCCGUGCUGUCGCCGUUCUCCUCCCCCUACUCCCCCGUUAAGACUCAGAGCCCCUCGCUGCAAGCAUGGUGGUGAUGAAGAUGAAGUUCCCCUUCCAGAAAAGGGUUAAGCUCGCCCAGGGACUGUGGCUCCUCUCCUGGUGUGCCACGGUAGCCGGGGCCAUCACCUUCACUCUUGGGUGCAUCCUCAAGACAGAACUCCGCAGGAGGGCAGAGGUAAUGGAUAAUGCAGACAUACAUAUCGUUCCCAACACCCUCAUGAUAGUCGGUCUGGCCUCAUUGGGCAUCAACUACUUUGCAUCGAAGAUCUGUCAGGAUGCCCUGGACGCUGGCCGAUUUCCUCGCUGGAAGACCUUUUUGAAGCCCUACUUUGCCGUCUCGUGUUUUUUCACUGUCCUCAUGCUGCUGGCGGUCAUCAUGAGCUAUGCGAUGAAGGGCAGUCUGGAGUCUUCUCUGAAGGUCGGCCUUAGGAACGGCAUCCGCUUCUAUAAAGACACAGACACCCCGGGACGCUGCUUCCAGAAGCAGAACAUCGAUCGCUUGCAGAUGGAGUUUCGGUGUUGUGGAAACAAUGACCACCGGGACUGGUUUGAGGUCCAGUGGAUCAGCAAUCGCUACCUUGACUUCAACUCCAAGGAAGUGAAAGUCCGCGUCAAGAGCAAUGUGGAUGGACGAUACUUGGUAGACGGCGUCCCGUUCAGUUGCUGUAAUCCCAGUUCUCCGCGACCGUGCAUCCAGUAUCACCUCACCAACAAUUCAGCUCAUUAUAAUUAUGAGUACGAGACAGAGGAGCUCAACAUCUACCUGCGGGGCUGCAGGGAGGCCCUGGUCAACUACUACAUGGGCCUGAUGAACACCAUUGGGGCUGGAGUACUGUCAGUCUUCCUCUUGCAGGGUUCCGUGCUGGUGAGUUUGCGCUUCCUGCAGACCUCCAUGGAGGCAGUAGCAGGGAAGGAGAACACAGAGAUUGAGACAGAAGGAUACUUGCUGGAGAAAGGAGUGAAGGACACCUUCAUGGAGUACUUUGACCCAGUUCUCAAGUUCCUGCUGCUUAAAAACCAGGUGCAAGAGGGCACGCCUGCAGACACAGCAGCCCCAGCUUCCACCUAAACGUCAGGGUUGUACACAUAUGUAUAUACUUUUUACAAAGGGAGGGGAAAUGGUUACAAUCCUAAUUACGAUUUUGUUCUUAAAAUGUCUUUUGGGCUUAGAAUUUGCAUUUACAGAGGAGCAUCAAACUAAAUAUCCGGUAUACCCAAUUAGUGCACGUUCAGGAGAUAAACAACACGCAUGGGUUUUGCUGUUUUUGUCAAUUGCAUGAUUUGACACAAGAAGAAGAGGCUCAAAACAUCUCAACGCAUAUCAUAUGUAAGAAUGUGUAUUUUCAAGGUUCUUCGGUUAUUAACAACAUGCCUAUAGUAUUUCUUUGCAUUCAAAUAAACAGAUACCACUAUAGUUGA